Microthlaspi erraticum is the source of this 573-nucleotide messenger RNA. Lineage: Eukaryota; Viridiplantae; Streptophyta; Magnoliopsida; Brassicales; Brassicaceae. The record is from the annotation of a GenBank genome assembly.
AUGGUUCGGAAUAAAACGAAUGUGGUAAGAAAGAAGAAAAAGACAUGUCCGGCAGAUGAUGAACCAGAGUAUAUAAGAACACAGCAGCCGGAAGUUCAUGGUCAAGAAACGCAACAAGUUGAUGAUGACGAUCCAAUGGAAGACGCGCCACUUUUGAUAUCAGGUACAGGAGGGGUACAAGAUGAUGACGGUGAGAAUGAGGAAGACCCAGAAGGUGAGCUAGCUGGUGAGGUACCAGAAGUACCGGUUCGAAAGAGACAACGAGGACCAACAAGGAUGAAAAAAUUAGCAAAACAUCCAAAUAAUCGUGAGCGAGUUGAGUUCAAUGCGAUGAGAGAACCAAUUGGUCCAGGAUCUGUGAAGCUGUCUUCUUACCUUGGUCCACUAGUGAGAGAACACGUUCCAGUCACACUGGGUGACUGGCGAAAGAUUAGUGAGGAGUUGAAGACAGUCCUCUGGAAAUCUAUUCAAUUGUUCAAACCGCUUAAUAACGCUACUAAUCACAACCGCCCGCUUCCGCAAACUCCGCACCCGCAACCGCAACCGCAGCGGUUAAACCAGUCAGGCCCUUAG